AUGGCAAAUCCAAAGAUUAGGCAAGGUAGGAGAGGUUGUCUGAUACAAGGGACAAGCCGACAAGGUGGGAGCCCAUCCACGUUCCUCCAAGCAGCCACCGAUUACCACGUCAGGAGACAGGGUACGCGGCUGACUAAGGGAUUUAUGAGGCAAUUUUGGGACCAAAACGUCCUCCCUUGUUUAUUAAUUGCCUUUUUCACCGGCGACAGCUCGACGCUUUUGGAGAGGGCCGAGGGAGGAGGUUUAGGUGCUUAG
Molecule: messenger RNA, 255 nt
Organism: Dovyalis caffra
Lineage: Eukaryota; Viridiplantae; Streptophyta; Magnoliopsida; Malpighiales; Salicaceae
Source: the annotation of a GenBank genome assembly